Messenger RNA from Nezara viridula (southern green stink bug), 471 nucleotides. NCBI's taxonomy places the organism in Eukaryota, Metazoa, Arthropoda, Insecta, Hemiptera, Pentatomidae. The record is from the annotation of a GenBank genome assembly.
AUGUACAAGGUACUGGUAGUCGUAUAUCUGGCCGGAGUUGCCUUGGCGCAGUACGGUCACCAUGGCCACGAAGACCACCACGAGAAGGAUGAAGAGCACUACGUUGAUUAUUACGCCCACCCGAAGUACAAGUUCGACUACAGUGUCCAUGACCCCCACACCCACGACGUCAAGAAGCAAGAGGAGUCUAGAGAUGGCGACUUGGUCAAGGGCUACUACUCCCUCUACGAACCAGAUGGUACCGAGAGGAUCGUCCACUACACCGCAGACAAGCACAAUGGAUUCAACGCCGUCGUAGAGAGGAAAGGACACGCUGUCCACCCUCAGCACUAUGGACACUCUUCUGAGUCCUACUUCAAACACCAUCAUGAACAACAUGGUCAUUCCGAAAGUUCUGGAGGAUCUGAAGGUUCACAUUACCACCACGGUUCUGCAUCGUCUUCAUCCUCACACUCAAGUCAUCACUAUUAG